AUACAUAUCUCAACAUUCUUUUGCAAAAUAAUUUUGAAAUGUAGAAGUCAAUUGACCUAGGGCUUCAAGCAGCAUCUACUAUAAUUCAAUUGCCAGAGGAAAGCAUAGGAAAGAUGUCGUCACCAACACGUUCACCACCAGUCGUCCGUUCGCCGCCUCUUGCAGAAGCUCCUAAAGAAAGUGCUGUUGUAAGAUUAUUCAUCACUCCCAUAACAUUCAUCUCUUUCCUUCUCUCACUCGCCCUGGUCGACUCUCGAAAUCAUCACCUCCGCACCCAUUCCCAUUCGCCAAAUCGUCCAGCACCCACUACCAUCUUUGGUCGUCUCAAGUUGUUUCUGCAUUCAUUAGUCUUCAAAUCUGUACCAGAAAGUCCUUAUGCAUAUGUCAAAUCCCCUGACGCGAGAGAACGAUCGAGAAGUGGACAAAGAAACGGAAGUGGGACAGAGAAAGAGAGGGAGAAAGAGCCAUGGCAUUGGCACACGAAACAGAGGCAUCUGAUGAAAGCUGAGAUGGAUGAUGCUUUCAAGGUCAGGAAAUGGGUCGUGAUAUUCAUGGCUUUGAUGGGGUUAGGACUAGCAAUUGGAGGGGCUGUAUUUGUGAGGUGGUGUUUGUGGGGCCUCAGCAAUUGGAGGGCUGGGAGCGGGUUGCCGGAGAUUUGAAGACGGGUGAAGGCUGAAAUAAUCUGUAUAAAUACGGGAUGGUUGGGAGGAGCAAAACGUGGCUUUGGCGUUUGUGGAGUUGGCUUCGUGAAUUUUUCAAAGGAAUCGACGAGCUGAGUCAAGAAAAAAGACUGAUGUCUUGACGUUUGGGUUGAUGACGGGAUUGUUGGAUGACAUGAGGAGUAUAUAAUGUACUUUUUAUAUCAGAGUAAAUGCUCAACCUGAAGACAGAGAUCUCAUCGUCGAUGACAGGGGUUGAGUCCCCUAAAUGGCGUGCCAAUGGUAGACGCAAGACUGGGGUUGAGGCAUAGCACAUAUGCACAAGCCCGGGCUUCAUUUGCUUUUUCAAGUACGAUAUAACAAACAGAAAGCUGCAACGCACGACUCAAGUGCAACAGACAGAAC
This is a messenger RNA of Mollisia scopiformis, 1064 nucleotides long. RefSeq lists its product as uncharacterized. Bases 114 to 659 code for a protein of 181 amino acids. The record is from RefSeq and is a predicted model, not a curated record. The transcript has 2 exons. NCBI's taxonomy places the organism in Eukaryota, Fungi, Ascomycota, Leotiomycetes, Helotiales, Mollisiaceae.